Molecule: messenger RNA, 1532 nt
Organism: Eleginops maclovinus (Patagonian blennie)
Lineage: Eukaryota; Metazoa; Chordata; Actinopteri; Perciformes; Eleginopidae
Exons: 5
Coding region: 164-784 (206 amino acids)
Source: RefSeq, a predicted model, not a curated record
AAGUAUUCAGAUCUUUUGCUCGAGUAAAGUUGGUCCAAGCAAACAAGUGGACAGCUGUGCUACUCACAAACCCAGCAGGCCCAGCAGCCCCCCCCACCCCCCCCUCCCAGCAGCACUUGGCCCCUCACCUGGCUCCGCUUCAUCCAGUCCACUGAGAACCACGAUGGACCGGCGCUACAAGUGGACAGCGGUCCUCCUGCCAGACCCCAGUCGGCCCCGCCUCAUGCUGCGCAGGGUCCAAGCACCCCCCUCCCAGACUGGCUCCUCACCUGGCUCCCCAGGUACAGCUACCUUUGGAUCUAACACUGCUUCUCCUUGCUCCCCCGCCAGGGCCGUCUGCAGCUCCUCCCCGGGCUCCCACCGUGGCUCCCCAGCUGGCCCCGCCCCGGAGCCGAAGUUGAAGAAGAACCUGAGGCUUCUGAUGAAGAGGAGGGACAAGGCUGGCAGCGGGGGGAGCAGUAGAGGCGCUGAAGCUGCAGGUAAGUCUGACCAUGGCUUCUUCCCUUGCUCCCCCUCAGGCUCUUCCUCUAGCUCUUCCUCUUCCUCUAGCUCUUCCUCUCGCUCUACCUCUCGCUCUUCCUCUCGCUCAUCCUCUAGCUCCUCCUCUCGGUCCUCCUCUUCCUCCUCCUCUACCUCCCCCUCUUCUUCUUGCACUUGCUCGUCUUGCUCCUCCUUCCCUGGCCUCUCCCACAGACUCUCCCCACCUGUUCCUGAGGAAGGCUGGUCUCUCGUGCCGUGUGCUUAUCCAACCAGGAUUGUCUUCCGUUCCUCUUCCUCUGGCUAAUCCUCUAGCUCUUCCUCUUCCUCCUCCUCUCGCUCUUCCUCUACCUCCUCCUCUUCCUCCUCUACCUCCUCUUCUUCCUCCUCCUCCACCUCCUCCUCUACCUCCACUUCUUCCUCCUCCUCCACCUCCUCCUUUACCUCCUCUUCUUCUUCCUCCUCUAUCUCCUCCUCUACCUCCCCCUCUUCUUCUUGUGCUUGCUUGUCUUGCUCUUCCUUCCCUGGCCUCUCCCGCAGACUCUCCCCACCUGUUCCUGAGGGUGGCUGGACUCUCAAGCCGUGUGCUCAUCCGACCAGGAUCGUCUUCGGAUGGCCUCAGUGGUCCGGCUCCUCCCACCGACCAGCAUCCUCCCUGCCGGCAUGGAAGGUCCCAGAGCUGCAGUGGAUGAAGAGUGCCCGCCUUCUGAUGAAGAAGAGGACCCAGGUGGGCAGCAGGUGGCGUAAGAGAGGAGCUGAGGCUGCAGUGGAGAGGAGGAGAGGAGUCGGGACACCAUGAAGUGCGACCUCUCAUGCGAAAGAAUUUAGGAGAGGGGGACAAAGGAUGAAAAAACAGGUGAAGAGACGAGGACAGAGGCCAAAGAGAAGAGAGGAGAAAAGGAAAUGUGAAGAUAAUGUUUCAAUAAAAAGUCAAAACUAGAUGAAAUGUCUUUGUUUAAAAUGCUUCUUUUAAGUUUGCAGUUGAUGUUGUGUGUUGGAAUGAAAAGUCAAAUGAAAGGCUUUAAAAAAGUGUUUGUUUUUUUAAUUUACUUAUA